Messenger RNA from Phragmites australis (common reed), 1609 nucleotides. Its product is annotated as probable cinnamyl alcohol dehydrogenase 8D. The transcript is spliced from 4 exons. Bases 73 to 1344 code for a protein of 423 amino acids. Gene Ontology annotation, molecular function: cinnamyl-alcohol dehydrogenase activity; zinc ion binding. Lineage: Eukaryota; Viridiplantae; Streptophyta; Magnoliopsida; Poales; Poaceae. Gene Ontology annotation, biological process: lignin biosynthetic process. The record is from RefSeq and is a predicted model, not a curated record.
UAAAUAUGGCCUCGCUCCCUUUGGAACGCUGGAAAAUCCUUUAAGACUCCCAUCCCUCGUAGAGGAGCAGUAAUGCCACAUCAUUUUCGCAUCCAGAUCCACAGCCCAUGUCUUCCCGUGCCAUUCCCCCGACUUGGUGCUCGCCUGACCACAGUCAGUGAGCACAGCAAGCUCGCAACAGCUAGUGUCGCUGCAGCCUCGCCCUCGAGAGCUCUGCGACCGCACAGGCACAGGCACAGGCCAAGAGCAACGACGGCAGGGCAAGCGAUGGAGCAAGGCGGCAAGGCGGCGCUCGGCUGGGCGGCGAGGGACCCCACCGGCGUCCUCUCCCGCUACAGCUUCUCGAGAAGGAAUGAGAGAGACGACGACGUCACGAUCAAGGUGCUCUACUGCGGGAUCUGCCACACCGACCUCCACAUCAUCAAGAACGACUGGGGCAACGCCAUGUACCCUGUUGUUCCCGGGCACGAGAUCGUCGGCGUGGUGGAGAACGUCGGCAGCGGCGUCACGAAGUUCAAGGCCGGCGAUACGGUGGGCGUGGGCUACUACGUCGGGUCGUGCCGCUCCUGCGAGUGCUGCGGAAAGGGGUACGAGAACUACUGCGCCGGGGUCGUCCUCACCUCCAACGGCGUCGACCACGCGCACGGCGGCGCGGUCACGCGGGGUGGCUUCUCCGACGUCAUCGUCGUGAACGAGCACUACGUGGUUCGCGUCCCGGAAGGCCUGCCGCUGGACAGGACCGCGCCGCUGCUCUGCGCCGGUGUCACGGUGUACAGCCCCAUGAUGCGCCACGGCCUGAACGAGGCCAGCAAGCACCUGGGCGUCGUGGGACUCGGCGGCCUCGGCCACGUCGCCGUAAAGUUCGGCAAGGCGUUCGGGAUGAAGGUCACCGUCAUCAGCACGUCCCCCAGCAAGCGCCAGGAGGCGCUCGAACACCUCGGCGCCGACGAGUUCUUGGUCAGCCGCGACCCCGAGCAGAUGCAGGCGGCGGCGGGCACGCUGGACGGCAUCAUCGACACGGUGUCGGCGUGGCACCCGAUCACGCCGCUGCUGGCGCUGCUGAAGCCGAUGGGGCAGAUGGUGAUCGUGGGCGUGCCGAGCAAGCCGCUGGAGCUUCCGGUGUACGCCAUCGUGCCCGGCGGGAAGGGCAUCGCUGGGAACAGCGUCGGCAGCGUCAGGGACUGCCAGGCCAUGCUGGAGUUCGCGGGUAAGCACGGCAUCGGCGCGGAGGUGGAGGUGAUCAAGAUGGACUACGUCAACACGGCAAUCGAGCGGCUUGAGAAGAACGACGUCCGCUACCGCUUCGUCAUCGACGUCGCCGGCAGCCUCGGCUCCGCCACCUAGGCACCGUCGCUUCUGAAGGCUGCGUUGCUUAUGGGAAUGCUGCCGAAUGAGUUCAAUAAUUAGCUGCCGCGAAUGAUCGUCGAUGCUUGUUGAUAAGUUCAUGUCUUGUGUUACGGGUUUGUGGUUAUUAUAGUUUCAUAUGCAAAUAAGAGAGACACGGUGUUCUAGUCUUUGCAAUUAGAUGCCGAAGGAUGGUCGAUGCUUGUUGAUAAGUGAACACUUUUACAUAGCACUGUGUAUUUAAAGCUGUGCUCUGUUUUCUCUU